Cucurbita pepo subsp. pepo (vegetable marrow) is the source of this 2467-nucleotide messenger RNA. NCBI's taxonomy places the organism in Eukaryota, Viridiplantae, Streptophyta, Magnoliopsida, Cucurbitales, Cucurbitaceae. The record is from RefSeq and is a predicted model, not a curated record.
UGUUUCAUCAGAACAAAUCCUCUAAUCCUACGGCUUCCCGUGAUUUCCAAGUUACCGCCAUCUUCUUCCUCUCUGUCUCUCUCUACCCCCUCAUUUUGUACUGCUUUCAACUUUCCCGCCAUUGCAUUAUUCUGCAACUGCUUCAGUUUCUGUCCUCUUUCAACUCGGCUCUACGAAUCGCAGGUUCGCAAGUAAUGGAAGCAUGGAAACGGAGAAAACUUUAGCUAUGGUAAAACCAGAUGGGUUGCAUGGUAACUACACUGAUAGAAUUAAACUGGCCAUUUUGAAGUCAGGCUUCAGAAUUUUGAAGGAAAUAAUAAUGGAAUUGCAUGAAGAUAGAGCAAGUCGCUUUUGUGCUGAACAUUUGUCAAGAAGCUUCCUUUCUAGUCUGGUCAAAUACAUGACAAGCAAUCACAUGAACAGCUGUUGCACUCGAAACAACAAUUUGAAAAUGCUGAUAUUGAGAUUACGAAUUCAUGUAACGACUAUUUAUCUUACUUUCUUUUCAAGUAAUUUCAGUCAAAACAUUAGCAACAUAGUGAAGUUUAUGAUACGUAUCUCAAGCUUAAGAGAUGUUCGUUAGUGUGCUUUUCCACCUCAAGCCAUACCUAAUAGUUUAACUUAGUUGAAAUGAUCUUUGAAUAGCAGAGGACAUUAAAAAUAAUCUGGUGGAUUUUUAAUCUGAUUUUUUAUGUAAAGGUUUUAAACUAACAUGGAAUCUCUCUAGAAUCGUGCAAUCCUGUAUUUCAGUUGAGUGUCCUUCCUAUGUCUAACACUAAUCGUGCGAUCCUGCAUUAUGGUUUUGGAGAAACAAAAAUCCAAUCGCAGAUUGCGUGCUAUGAUUGGGCCAACAGAUGCAUCUAAAGCUAAGGCUACACAUCCCAACAGCAUUACAGCAAUGUGUGGAUUGGAUCAGAGAAAAAUUUGUGUUCAUGGUUCAGAUUCUCUUCAAUCAGAAAAAAGAGAGAUAUCAUUUUUCUUUGAUGAGGAAAUUGUGGUGUAUGUGCAUUUGGAGGUGUAUAAGAGGAAGAAUCCAGCAACAUCUUUCAGGAGGAGAAGGAGAAGGAGAGUUUAGAGUGAGAACUGAGAGGCCACUGUUUGGGAACUUGAACCAUUAUAACUUGCUGUGAUUGAGAAAGCUUCAGCAUCAAAUUUGUCAAAACUCUUCACUUGUUUUGAUCAUCCCAAUACUCGUCAUUGGCUUUUAAAGAUCUGGUUCUGAACUUCUCUGUUUUGUACAUAACACCUCAUAAUCUUCUUCACCACUCUCCAAUUUUUCUAAACAGCUUCAAAUUGUAUCGUUAGUUGAAGAUGAAGUUCUUCAGCUGGAUGCAAACUAAACUAAAUGGCAGACACGAGACGAAAAUCCCAAAUACAUUCUCUACUUCUCAGCUUAAAAAACAAGAGUCUCGUGAAGAGUUCAGCGAUUGGCCUCAUGGGUUGCUUGCAAUUGGAACUUUUGGGAACAAUGAGAUCAAAGAUGAUUCUGAGAGAAGACAAGACAUACAGGAGGAUCCAUCUUCUUCAGAAGAAAUAAUAGAUUUCUCUCCUGAAGAAGUUGGUAAAUUACAGAAGGAGUUGACAAAGCUUUUAUCUCGCAAACCGAAUCCCGAAAAGCAGGUUGCAGAUCUUCCAUUGGAUAGAUUUCUCAACUGCCCUUCAAGCUUGGAGGUCGACAGGAGAAUCAGCAAUCCCCUCAGCUGUGAUUCUGAUGAUAAAGAUGAAGAUAUUGAAAGGACCAUUAGUCUUAUAAUUGGCAAAUGUAAGGACAUUUGCGCCGAUAGUAAAAAGAAAGCGAUCGGGAAGAAAUCCGUGUCGUUUCUCCUCAAAAAGUUGUUUGUUUGUAGAAAUGGCUUCACUCCUAUACCACCACCAAGUUUGAGAGAGACUCUACAAGAGUCAAGAAUGGAAAAGCUCUUAAGAACAAUUCUCCAAAAGAAGAUCGCCCCACAAAACGCUUCUCGAUCGUCAUCGUCGUUGAAGAGGUACAUAGAGGAAAAACAGUCACCAAAAAACAGAAAUGAAGCAGAAGAAGAAGAGCAGAAAAAUGCUAAAGAUGGAUCCAAAUGGGUCAAAACUGAUUCCGAGUAUAUUGUUCUUGAGAUAUAAUUCCAUCUCCUUUUCUAACCAAUUACCCAUCCAACUGAUUUGAACAAGAUAUUCAAACUCCACCCUUUGAUUUGAUGAUAUGGAUCCAACAGUUGAGAUGUUGUUCAUCACAGCAAAAAUAUAGAUCUGAUCGACGGUGCUGAUUACUCCUUUUUUUUCAUGGUUGUUUGUUACCAAAACAGUGCAACUCAUGUUAUGAUACAUCGUCAAAAGAGAUUCUAUGAUGACAGAGCUUUACAUUUUUCACUUUAUUUUACCAUAUAAUUCUUCUCCUUCUUUAAUGUUGGGGUCUCUCUUUGUAACAUAUUCGAGGCGAAUAACAUUUUGUAUUGUUAUAAAGUUACCAAGACAUUGUUGU